This is a messenger RNA of Sitodiplosis mosellana (orange wheat blossom midge), 3567 nucleotides long. Its product is annotated as DNA fragmentation factor subunit alpha-like. Bases 609 to 1493 code for a protein of 294 amino acids. Gene Ontology annotation, biological process: apoptotic process; regulation of apoptotic process. NCBI's taxonomy places the organism in Eukaryota, Metazoa, Arthropoda, Insecta, Diptera, Cecidomyiidae. The transcript is spliced from 4 exons. The record is from RefSeq and is a predicted model, not a curated record.
AUGUGUAUCGUGUGUUCUGCACGCUCCUUUUUUGGCGUAAACGGCACACUAUGUAUUCAUUGUAAUCGCCAACAUCAGACCGAAUGGAUGUGCAAACAUUUUGAUGCUGUCACACAGAGAGACGUUCGCAUUGAAUUGAUUCGUUUUACUUAGUCGACCGAUAGCUGAGAGUGCGAGAAAGAGAGAGAGAGCAAGAGUCAUCUCGUGCUGUCAAAACAACCAACAGGAAAAAAAAAAUUGAAUCACACAACUCGUAAAUAAUAAGUAAAAUUACUUUGAAAAACGCGAAAAAACCAAAGUAGAUAAAACAAUUUCAAUCAAAACAUUCAAAGUGAAUAUUUUAAAAGCGUUCAGCGAUUGCAUUUGUGUAUUCUUACAAGUUGAAAUUGUGCAUUGUGUGAUACACCUUUUUUUGUUCGAAAUAAAACCGUUUUUGGGUUGGGUGGUGUGCUGCAGCUUCUUUUCAUUGUUUUCGUUGCAAAAGUGAACGAGUUGUUGGUGGGGCUAGAACGAAAUUUCGGUGUGUUUAUUUAGCAACAAAUUCGAAACACUCGCAAACACACGAUCGAAAUUGUUGGAGACGAACGUGACACAGCAUUAAAAACAGAAUGGAAGACGAUAUCAGUGUGAACACGAAACCAUACAAGGUUAAGGACGUAUCGCGUGCUAAUUGCAAAGGUGUUGUUGCCGCAUCACUGGACGAGGUGAAAGCCAAAUCGGCCGAAAAAUUUGGCAAGAUGGAUGUACCAAACAUUCAUUUGGAUUCAGAUGGCACGGAAAUCGAUGACGAAGAUUAUUUCCAAACGCUUGAACCGAACACCGAAUUGGUUGCCGUUUUUGAAGGCGAACAAUGGAUUGAUCCAACACAUUACGUGACCAUAACAACGCGCCGAAAUUCCGCCGACACAACCGAUAGCCCAGACGUGGAACGUGUACAUUUGAAGAAAAUCGUCAGCCAAUUGAAGAACAACUUGUAUAAUGUGUCGGUGUUGAGCGAACCAGACCUUGAGAUGAUCACCAACAUGGACCCAAAUUCGGUGGCCGACAUCACGGGCAAAGAUUUCAUAGAACAGCUGAAAGAAGUUUCAGGCAGAUUCUUGCAUGAAAAACGAGAGGCUCUUGACGCAAUUGAGUUGCUAAAAUUGUUUGCCAAGCAUAAAGGCAUCAGCAUCGAAAUGGUGGCAGAAGAUGCACCGCCAAAUGAAACCCAAACAGCGACCAAUAAUUUCGACGAAUGCCAACAAAAGCCGCCACCAUCGCCGUUAUCACCACAGCUGCCAACUAGCGAUGUGCCCCCAUCACAGCAACAACACAUCAUAUUGACAUCGAAUACAAUUGCCGAAAAUCUUGUGAAAACAACGAAAGAAGUGAUUCAAAUGCAACCGGCUGCACCCAUCAACCAACUGCCAAAUGCUGUUCCACUGGCCUCCGAUAAGCUGCUCAUCGAACAGACAACUCCAAUUAACAUGAAGAAAACCACCUCCGACAUUUGAUAUAAGUUCAAACAUUUUAUACAUCGGAUGUGUUUCUGCAAUACCAUUCAUUCGCUCAAGACAUAAACCACUUUUUUCUUUGCAUCAAUUUUUCUUCUCAUUGCUCUCAACACUUGCUUUUUGCUUGAGAAACAACCAAUGCUCCAACUCGAAUCUCUUCAUUGGGAUCGGGGUAAGUGCGGUAUGGACAAUUAUUUAAUUCGUUAGUCAUGCAGCUCCAACAGAAAACGAGCAGUCGAACACGGACUCUCGCCUUUUGUUCAGCCAAAUGAACACAUAUAAUAUUCGGUUUUAAAUUCAACUUGCAAUGUAAAUAAAUACCACAAUUGAAUUUAUGUAGAGAAAGUGAGCAAGAGAAUGAGGGAAAAAUGCAAAACAUUCUGCUCGGUUUAAAAUAUAGUUCUCAGUUUCUUUGUCAGCAAAAAAGUUUAAAAAAAAACACGCUUGUGUUUUUCAUGUUUUUUUUUGUCUCUGUUUCGGGUUCGUGUUGAAUGAACCAUUUCAUGAUAUGUUAAUUGCAAGCGACAGUUUGUCAUAUGCAACAGCUAGAGGAAUUUUGUUUCCGAACUAACGGCAGUCAAACGAGAUCUACUCGACGAUGACGCCAUUUAAUAUAAAUAUCUAUGAAUGCAAGUUGUAUUAAUGAAUUUUUAAUACUACACACACACACACACACACACACACAAUGAAUGUUUAACAGAUUAAAGCAUUGUCGUGUCAUGCAUAACGAAUGACAUGGAUAUGGUAUAUCGUACGAAUACACAUUACACAUAGUGUGCAAAAUGGAUGGACUUUGCAGAAAUUACAACAACAAAUUUAUAUAAAUGCUUCUUUUACUCUUGGGCUGAACUAACUAGUCAACCGAAUGGCCUCUGUUCCAAGAAUGCUCUCAUCAUUUGAUGCUUAUUUUGUGUUGUUGGUAUUAUGUUCAUUUUGUGCAGCAGCAGAGGUGUGAUGAUGAUUGAGACAUUUCAUGGAUGAUUUGUAUCCAUUUUGUAUGACCACUGAAUACAGCUGUUUCGAAUACGUUCAACAAAGUCAUCGGUUUUAAUCAAAAGGAUUAAUACACUGUACACAUCUUUACUUUGGUCACUUCUCAAAUCUUUGCUUUAGUCAUUCUUCAUCGUGAAGCAACGAUUUCCACCAAUUGAACACUGAGUCUGAAAAGAUACAAAAAAUGCUGAUUCUUGUUGGAGAAAUGUUGAUGAAAUUUGCAGAAUCAUGCAAUUCUAAUAGCAUCCGGCUUCAUAUGGACUUAAAAUCCAAUUUGUAACAUCCAAAUUAUAUUUUGACAAAUGUGAAGAAAAAAAAUGUACUCUCGUAGCUUUCUUCUUGCAGAUAUAAUACAAAUGUUUGCCAUAUACAUUUAUUUCAUUUCCGAAUCAUAAGUGAACGACAAAGUUGUUCUCCAGUUCAAUUUAUUCAUUUCCCAGGGAAAAAAACGAACACCAUUGACUUCCUACCGAACGAAAAACGGAUGCAAUUUCUAGGACGCAAUGACAAAAUGAGCAUAUAAAACCAACGAACUUCGAUAAAUGAGCAAAAAAAGAGAUAUUUGAGAAAUGAAACGCCGAAAAAAAAUCGAGCAGAAAUCUAACGAAAAAAAAACUGUAUGAACGGAAUCAGAAAAAUGCAACAAGCCAAACGGUUGAAUAGUUUUCAUGCCAUUCGCAGUUCUAGUUCAUCAGAAAAUUCGACAAAUGUUCUAUAUAUGUACUUAAACUAGAGAGAAAAACAGCCAUUAGAAGUUCAUAUGUUGAGUAGCUGUGGUAUCAAAACGAACAAAUCAAAAGCUCAAAAAUCAUAUGUUAGAGUCGAAUGGCAGCAGCAGCAGUAGCGGCUGCAGUAAAUUGUUGACAUUUGGAAAAAAAAAAUUGCUGGUCGCUAAAGUUUGUGAACAACAACAAAGAUUUAGUUUUAGGUAUUUUUUUUUCUCGAGUUUUCUCUGUGGAAUCACAUCAAUCACACUGAUAUUUAAAGCAAAAUAAAAAGCAACUCCUUUUCCAUUGUCAACCAAUCAAGAAAAAAUAUAUGUAAAUAGAACUUAAAAAUAAUAUAAUGAAUCCAAACCCAA